This is a messenger RNA of Sporisorium graminicola, 864 nucleotides long. RefSeq lists its product as uncharacterized. The record is from RefSeq and is a predicted model, not a curated record. The transcript is spliced from 7 exons. The coding region runs from base 1 to 864 and encodes 287 amino acids. Lineage: Eukaryota; Fungi; Basidiomycota; Ustilaginomycetes; Ustilaginales; Ustilaginaceae.
AUGCCUGGUCUUCGUCUUCCUCACCGUGUGGCUGUCAUCACUGGCGGCGGUUCCGGCAUCGGCCGUGAAUGCGCCAUCCUCUUCGCCUCCGAAGGCGCCAAUGUCGUUCUGGCCGACAUCAAUCUCGAGGCUUGCCAGAAGACCGCCGACAUUGUCAACGAGCGUUUCAGCAAGGCAGAGCUUCCUGUCAAAGCCAUCGCCAUGAAGUGCGAUGUUAGCAAAGAGGACGAGGUGGCUGCCAUCGUUCAGCGUGCUGUCGAUGAGUUUGGCCGUCUCGACGUCAUGUUCAACAACGCUGGUAUCAUGCACCGUGCCGACGACAACGCGCUCAACACCGAGGAAAAGAUCUGGGACUUGACUCAGGCCAUCAACGUCAAGGGCGUCUGGUACGGCUGCAAACAUGCCAUCAUUGCCAUGCGAAAGAACCCAACCGACGAGGCCAAGAAUCUUCACGUCGGUGGCUCCAUCAUCAACACCGCCUCGUUUGUGGCCAUCAUGGGCGCAGCUACCCCUCAGAUUGCCUACACUGCUUCCAAGGGCGCCGUUCUCGCCAUGACGCGCGAGCUCGCCAUGGUUCACGCUCGCGAGGGUAUCCGUGUCAACUCGCUCUGCCCCGGCCCGCUGCAAACGCCGCUCCUCAUGGACUUCCUCAACACUCCUGAAAAGCUCAACCGCCGUCUCACCCACUUGCCCCUCGGGCGUUUCGGCGAAGCUGUCGAACAGGCGAAAGCCGUCCUUUUCCUGGCCACCGACGAGUCGUCUUACGUCCUCGGACACGAUCUGUUGGUUGACGGUGGUCUGUCCAACGCCUAUGUUACCGCCGAGGGCCAGCCUGUUCUGCCGCCUCCCAAGAGUCUCGUCUAG